This is a messenger RNA of Striga hermonthica, 1554 nucleotides long. Lineage: Eukaryota; Viridiplantae; Streptophyta; Magnoliopsida; Lamiales; Orobanchaceae. The record is from the annotation of a GenBank genome assembly.
AUGAGAAGUUCCUUGCUCGCUUUAUCGCUAACCCUCUGUUUUUCCUCUGUCUAUUUCCCUAAUUCCGUAGUUCUUUCGUCAUCCGAUGAUGAUGGGCAGUGCAGAGCUUGGCUUGUUCAAUCAAUUCCUACUGACACGCCUCACCUCUCUCUCGUUCCCGGCGUUCUUGCAACUGCCGAUGUUUUCCGGUGGCUGGCCGGAAAUUCUUCACGGAACCUAGACAUAAUCGCACAGUACUGGCAAUUAGUGGCACAUCCAGAGGAUCCCCGUUCAGGGGAUUAUGGGUAUUCGAAAGAUGAUAUGCACAAAUUUGGGGCCAAUGAUGGAUAUGAAGUUUAUCGAGCUUUAGAGAAUGCAGCGGAUCGAGGUAUUAGUAUAAGAUUCUUACAGCACUCGGGAGUCUAUCCCGAUUAUACUGAAGAGCCAUCCACCCUCGCAUUAGGAAGGCCGAAUGUGAAAAAUGUGACAUUACUUCUUAAGGAGUGGUGGGGGUCUGGUAUCGUACAUGCCAAGGUUUGGAUAUCUGACAGCCGAGAUGUGUACAUUGGGUCUGCAAACAAUGAUUGGAAAUCUUUAACGCAGGUGAAGGAAGUUGGGAUUUAUCUUGCGGGCUGCCCAAGAAUAGCAAGGGAGGUCGAGAUAUAUUUUGACAACCUGUGGAAACUAGCCCAUCUUAACUCCUCGAUGUAUACAAAAUCAGUGUGGGACCAACAAUGGCAAACCUUCCGGAAGGUUCCAUGUUGGUCACAUUUUAUCCAUCGAGAAGAAAGGUGCAGAUCACCUAUUCCUAAAUAUGUGGAGAUUGAACAUGUGAUUGGUUACCCGGUGCUCUCUGAUCCUGAUAUGUUUCGUAUUACUAUGGACACUCCCGGACAAAACUAUUCAGGAUCACAGCCUUAUUCAAGCUAUCUUUCUUUCGCUCCUCCAGAGCUAUUGUUUGGAAAACAUCAGACCGACGAACAAGCCUGGGUGGAUACAAUUAAAUCUGUAGGAAAUGGAGCAACUGUUAGAAUAAGCACGAUGGAUUGGCUUGGCCAGUCGCAAUACUCGUCAGAAACUGUCUAUUGGUCAUCCUUGUCUUCAGCUAUAUCCGAGGUUGUUUACAGCAAACACGCAAAAGUUAAGCUGCUCGUAGCAUACUGGGCCCAUUUUAUCAACAACACGGACCAAUACCUAAAAUCUCUCCUCUACACCAACAACCUAUGCUCGUCGUCUAGUUACAACAAAUGCCGUGGGAAAAUGGAGAUAAAGUAUUAUGUUGUCCCAGGAUUCAACUCGACUGGUCCAGCUGUCCUUAACGGUACGGCCACUGCAAAUGUGUAUCCAGGCUACACGAGGGUCAACCAUGGAAAGUAUGCCGUGAGCGACGUGAGGGCCCACGUUGGGACGAGCAAUCUGAUGUGGGACUACUUUUACACGACAGCUGGCAUUAGCUUUGGGACGUACAACGCUGUCAUUGUGUCUCAGCUUCAAGAAAUAUUCGAUGCCGAUUGGAGCUCGCCUUAUGCGGUUCCUGUUGGUCCGUUGGAGGACCGGUUUUUGUGUUCCAGCUGA